Messenger RNA from Adineta ricciae, 1062 nucleotides. Lineage: Eukaryota; Metazoa; Rotifera; Eurotatoria; Adinetida; Adinetidae. The record is from the annotation of a GenBank genome assembly.
AUGCCACCUUCAUCAGCACGAGUAUCCCGGAAACGAACACGUUCAAGAAAUCUUUCAGACAACAAUGAUGAUCAUGAACCAUCAACAUCAACCGUAGUUUCAUCUCAUCAAACAAAUCCAGCUCCCCGGAAGCGUAAACGUAAUAAUCAAUCUUCAGCAGAACCACACAACAGCUAUCCACUUCGUAAUCAUUCAACAACACCCGAAGCACAAUCACAGCGUUACAAUUUACGACCACGAUGUCCACCAGUACAAAUUCAUUUACCUCAAGUUUCUAAUUCACAUCUGACUACAAUACCGCGUCGCGCUCGACGUCAAACAUCAACAGCAAUAUCUACUUCAAGUAGCAUCACCCAACAUGAUCACCCAUCAUCGUCAUCGUCAACAUCACCAUCAUCUACUAUGCAACCACGUCAAUAUCGUCUUGUUUAUAUUUCUGAUGAUGAUGAUAACAAUCAACCAACAACUUCAUCAUCUUCAGCAGCUAUUGUUAAUCUAGCUAAUGAUAAUGAAUCUAUUCCACCCCGACGCACGGCAAGACCAACAUCUAAUGUUAUCCAUCACACACGUUCACGCACCGCAACUGAUCCAACGAACACCACGCGAACAGAUAAUCAAAACUUUUCCACUGAUGGCGUCAGUCCUGUUCAUAUCGAUCGUGCUAUUGAGAUUGUUAUCGAUUCUAUUCAAUCUCUCGAAGGUGCUGUAAAUAAUUUCGAUCAACUUUUCUUUAGUCUUAUAUAUGGUCGAUUGAAUACACGUACAGAAUACGAUGGCACAGAGGGCAUGAUACGAUUGUCUCGAAUAUUGAAUAUUAACUUUCCAUCCCGCUUAACUCAAGAUGAAAUUGAUGCUUUGCCGAAAAUCCAAUUUCUCGAUAAAUCGGACUCGUCAUCGAUUCUUUUAGCUGAAAAAUGUCCUAUUUGUUUAACGGAAUUUACCGAUCAGGAAAUUAUCAAUAAACUACAUUGCGCACAUUUAUUUCAUCUUCAAUGUAUAUCAACAUGGCUUAGUGAAAAUGAUUCAUGUCCAACAUGUCGACGAAAAGUGAAUGGAGAUUAG